AUGUUUAGAAACAACUACGAUAACGAUUCCGUCACCUAUUCACCUACGGGUCGUCUCUUCCAGGUUGAAUAUGCCUUGGAAGCAAUUAAACAGGGAAGUGCCGCCGUGGGAAUUGCCUCUUCCACUCACGUUGUUCUAGUGGCCUUGAAGAGAAACGUCGAGGAAUUGGGCAGCUAUCAAAAGAAAAUCAUCAAGGUUGACGACCACAUGGGCAUUGCCUUGGCUGGUUUGGCCCCAGAUGCCCGUGUUUUGUCCAAUUACUUGAGAAAGCUUGCGAUGAACUCCAAACUCGUUUUCAACAGACCUUUGCCCACAUCUAAAGCAGUUUUGCUGAUUGCCGACAAGGCUCAGGAAAACACACAGCUGUACGGCUCCAGACCUUACGGUGUAGGUUUGCUUGUUGCCGGAUGGGAUGAGACUGGUGCUCACUUAUAUGAAUUUCAGCCAUCUGGGUCCGUGUUGGAGUACUUUGGCACAGCUAUUGGUGCCCGCUCCCAGGCCGCCAGAACAUAUUUGGAACGUAACUUGGAGACUAUACGCUCUUGCGAUCAAAUUGAAGACCUCAUUGUCCAUGGUUUGAGUGCCUUGAGAGAUACUUUAUCUCAGGAUAUGGAAUUGACCAUUCGCAACACCACUGUCAGUGUGGUUGGUAAAGAUAAGUCUUUCACGGUUUAUGACGACGAGGAUGUUCAACAAUGGUUGAGUAAACUCGAUUCCACAUCUAACACGAGGAAUAACGAGGAUGACGACAAUGAUGACAACGCCGAGGCUGGUGAAACAAAUGAGGCUGCCACUGAGGGCGAGAGCGCUCCUGCUGCUGAAGGUGAAAACGAAGACGCACCUGCUGCUGAGGAAGAUAGAAUGGAUACUGAUUGA
Candidozyma haemuli is the source of this 876-nucleotide messenger RNA. It is a transcript of the gene PRE5, whose product is annotated as proteasome core particle subunit alpha 6. The record is from RefSeq and is a predicted model, not a curated record. The coding region runs from base 1 to 876 and encodes 291 amino acids. Gene Ontology annotation, cellular component: proteasome core complex, alpha-subunit complex; proteasome core complex; nucleus. Lineage: Eukaryota; Fungi; Ascomycota; Pichiomycetes; Serinales; Metschnikowiaceae. The transcript has a single exon. Gene Ontology annotation, biological process: ubiquitin-dependent protein catabolic process.